AUGUCUGACUCGGUGGAUUCCACCAACCCUGGCGAUGCUGCUGCUGGUGACGUACCCCCAACAAAGCAUUCGCUAAGAGCCCGAGAUGCGGCCUUCACUGGUGUGACUACCCGUGAGGAAGACUUGGCCCAUGGCCCUUCACUCUUAGGGUUAGGUGAUGGGCAAGGUGACCCAUACAUUGAUUUGACCUGGGAAACGACGGAGAACUAUGUUCCACAGGCAGGUGUACUGUCGUUACUUCCAUUUAGGUUGCCCCAGCAAGGGCUCACAGAGGUCAUGUCAUCUUCUGAACCUUCACACUCGGGACCUUCUUACACUGUUCCAGCCCAGAGCGUCUCACAGGCAAGCAAUUCACAUGGCGAGGAAGUGCUGCUUGCUUCCACAGAUGAGCCAAGGAGCAUUCACUCAUUGUCAUGGAUCCCUGAGUUUUCAUGGCAGGACGCGCGCCUGUGUUUUGAUGGUCAGCCACUGGAGCUGCUAGCAACACGCGAUGGCCAGUUUUCGAGAGGUGGCCCUGGCUCAGAGCAUGAGUUUUCGAUAUCUCAGAGGUCCUUUCCCCGUAUAGGAGGGCCCAAUCGCGGACAUGACGAGUUUCAGAUAUCUGUAAUUGCUGGCAUCAGAAGUUUCGUCGAUUCAGACGAACACCAGGAUGAAAACAACUUUGACGAAAAGUCGGAGAUCACAUCCGCAGCAAGCUCCGUUUCCAGCGAUACUUCGCAGUCUGAAGCCGCCUUUCGAGGAGAAUUCAUCGACGCAAGUCAAUAUGCUCAGGAGGAGAUUGCCUGUCAGGAAACUGUCAACAACAUAGUGGAAACACUUGUCGACGACUACUACAGGUCGUAUGCGCCACAGAAACGGACUCUUGCAGCAAAGCGUAAGCAAGCUGAUCGAAGCUCCAGUAGUUCGACCAAGAACACUCGAGCAACAGUUGUACGGAAAUGUGUCAAACCGACAGGCCGCAGAGGUCAGACUAUUGAUGGGGAUGAAGGAAGUGAGGAUGAGGAGUCUAGCGGUAAUGGGCAAAGCCCGUCCGUUACUGAUACAUCUUCCGAAAAUAGCCUCUUUUGGGCUUGUCCUUUCAUGAAGUGGGAUCCCAGAAAGCACAGAGGAAGUUGUGUCAAGAAACUCAGGGACAUAUAUCGCCUCAAAAAGCACAUUCAAGAGAGGCACUUCUCCCAUCAUUGCCGUUUCUGUUUCAAAGAGUUUCGGCCAGAGGAUUUGACCAAACACGAGGAAACAUGCGAAAAUAUACUUGGCCUUCCGACAUGCCCGCCCCCAGUCGGACUUAUCACGAGGGAUAUGGCAACUGCGAUCAAUGAGAGAUCUGAUACCAGAUUGACUCCAAAGGAGCAAUGGGAGAGACUUUUCAAGAUUGUCUUCCCCCACGAGCCAAUCCCUUUGAGCCCCUAUCUCGACUAUGAGAGGGAACUGGUUUAUUGCUACGACUACUUCCGUCGGCAAUCUGUGAAGCAUCAGGUUCGUGAAAUGAUACAGGAAUCUCAACUUGGCCAUCUAAGUAAAAGACUCACGAGGUGUGCGUUUGAACAACUACUAGCAGAGUUGUGGGACAACCUCUAUACCGAAGAUGAGAUCAGCGCUCAGGUAGCUUCCGAAGAAGAAACAGUCGAUCAAGCACAACCCAUUUCGACUAUGGAAGUCGACAUACCUGAAAACUCACACACACCUGACUCGAGGGGCUUCGGAUAUGAUCAGGAAGAACUCGCCGCAAUUCAGCCUAGUGUGUUGGUAGAAGUCGAUAGCACCACCACUCCCAUCCCAGAACUAUUUGACGACCAGUCAGAGAUUGGAGUCGGGGAAGAUCUUGAUCAUCUUGAAGCCAUUGAAAUCUCCGGAUUUCCCUGUUCAGAUGUUGCUGGAAUCGCGAACUUUGAAGAGAUUGGGAGUGAUCCCUUUUCGAGGCCUGGGGCAGGGGAUCUUCCUUGGUAUGGUGGACAAGAGAUGUUUGAGGCGGAGCUCGAUCAAAUGAGGGGGGAUCAGACUCUUUCCAGGGGACUUAGCUUAUGAUUCAUUGCUUUCAAUUUCAU
Molecule: messenger RNA, 2045 nt
Organism: Fusarium oxysporum Fo47
Lineage: Eukaryota; Fungi; Ascomycota; Sordariomycetes; Hypocreales; Nectriaceae
Exons: 2
Coding region: 1-2025 (674 amino acids)
Source: RefSeq, a predicted model, not a curated record